GAAUGGCCACAAAUAGGUAGGUGGAUCAUUCUUGAGUGCAAACAUUAUUAGAGUUUUGGAUCAAUCUUGCUUUGAUUCAGCAUCUAAAUGGCUAACUGUGAAUCAUGGGUGAGUUCAAGUUCUGGAGAGCAGUUUCGGUUAGUUGAUCUGAAACUUCCCAGAUUGAAUGACGAGGAAAUCAAAAUUCAAGUGGAGCAAACCCAUGCAAAACAUUACUCAUUGGUGCUGCGUCAACCGCUUCUCGUCUCCAUUUCUCAUAUCCUGGAGCCUGUAACCAAUUUUGUUGAUUCAAUAUUGCUGGACAACAAAGUAUCCAAAAAUGAGACUGAGUUAGAGACCAAUAAUCUUUUAGAGCUUAACUCAACAUUUUCAGACUUGAAUGCAUUGGUAGGUGGUAGAUGUUUCAGCGCUCACACUCUUCUUCUGGAUAGGGCCCGUAGAAUUGUUGGGUCAGAAGCCUCUAUUCUGCAAGAGUUUUCAACCAUAUCUGAGCUCAAAACAUUGGCAAGACAUGAUUAUUUCAUGAUUCCUACUCUCAUGAUGGAAAAGACUGCAAACAAUGCUGUGCAGAUGUCUGAUGAGAUUAAUGUUCAUAUGGCGUCAAUGGAUUUACUUAAAUUCUUAUCGAACUUAUCAUGGGAUGCAAAGGCAGUAAAUACCAUGGGUUGUUUCGUUUUCAAAUUUCUGGAGUUCUUGGGGUUCUUGCUUCAUGGUACUAACCAACCAAUAACUGAUUUAGCCUCAUCAAUGGCAGCCUUAAAGGAAAACCAUAUUUCUCUUGUGGGCUCCCCACUUGAGAAAUUUCAAGUACCACUUGACCAGCUUAACAAUCUCAUCAAGCUCAUAUUAGAAGUGAUUGAAUACAUCUCUAAAUUUACAUUGUUGGCAGACACAGAGUACAACAAAGAAGACCUCUUAUCAAUGAGUGCACAUUGGGCAAUUCUAAGUGUGGUAGUUUGCUACGUUCAAAUCACUUUGCUCAUGCACAAUGGGAAAGUGGCAUUGGAGGCAUCCCACUUAAUAUCCAAUCUUAGCCACAUUCUGAAUGGCCUCAAGCAUCACUAUACAAUUUGCAAACCACUAAUAGAUGAAAUGGAGGCUCAUUUGAAGCACAUUGCACUUUUUGAAGAUGCUUUUAGCAAUAAAAAACAAAUAUCUGACACACCUACUGAAAUGCCAGAGUUAAUGAAGAGCUUCAUGCAUUCUAAAGAUGGUUGUCAUUUAUUCAUUAAUGGUUCAACUAAGUCUAUGGUUGAUUUAGAGGUGCUACAAGAGAAAGCUGUCAUAUUCUUUAUUUCUGACCUAAAUAUAGACACUAGGAAGAUUUCAUAUUUUCUAAACAUUUACGAGAAAAUAAAAGAAGAAAAUUAUUACAAAAUUGUGUGGGUUCCAUUUGUGUUGAAAUGGACAGAAGAUUUGAGACAAAAAUUUGAAAAGUUAAAAUCAAAGAUGCCAUGGUACAUUGUGCGCUAUGACUCACCAAUUACAGGUGUCUGGUACAUCAAGGGACGACCGUCCUUUUUCAAAGGCAAAGAGUCAUGCGUUAUAAUUGAUCUGCAACAUGGAAACCAGUACCAAGAUCUAUGUCGAGAUUGCUUUGGCUAUUAUCUUGAGCUUGUAGAAGCUGAGCACUUUCCCUUCAAACGCUUAUCCAUUAAAGGAUGUUAUCGAUUUUUUUUUUCCGGGCGAUCAACUCUUCCUUAUCUGUAUCCAGAACGACAUGAAGAGGAUGUGAAUCAAGCGAAGCCUCCUAGUGGGUUCCAAGGUUUGCUUAACAAGUGUACAAGAGGCAGUUUAAAUCUUAAACAAGCGAAACACAAUUCAGCAGAUGUAACCAGCAAGGGACCUACAACAUCCUUAAUAAGUAGUAAUGCAAAACAGACAAAACCACCCAAAUUUAAAUAGGUGAUGAAGUCUUUAAAGAAGAUUUGAUUGUUGCCUCAUUUUUGGACCAUUGGGAUAGUAAUAAAAAAAGGAGGGAGACUGCUAUUUAAAUAAGUGUUAUUUCUAUUUUUUUAAUUAAAGGUUACUUUUGUCCUUUUCUUCAUUCUUUGAGACUAUUUAUGCUACUUUCUUGUAUUAAGGGUUGGUUGAUUGAUAUUAGAGUUUACAUACAAUUGAAA
Molecule: messenger RNA, 2123 nt
Organism: Diospyros lotus (date-plum)
Lineage: Eukaryota; Viridiplantae; Streptophyta; Magnoliopsida; Ericales; Ebenaceae
Product: protein SIEVE ELEMENT OCCLUSION B-like
Exons: 8
Coding region: 88-1905 (605 amino acids)
Biological process (GO): phloem development
Source: RefSeq, a predicted model, not a curated record